Messenger RNA from Penicillium atrosanguineum, 2172 nucleotides. Its product is annotated as Zn(II)2Cys6 transcription factor. The transcript has a single exon. Lineage: Eukaryota; Fungi; Ascomycota; Eurotiomycetes; Eurotiales; Aspergillaceae. The record is from RefSeq and is a predicted model, not a curated record. The coding region runs from base 1 to 2172 and encodes 723 amino acids. Gene Ontology annotation, molecular function: transcription cis-regulatory region binding; zinc ion binding; DNA-binding transcription factor activity, RNA polymerase II-specific. Gene Ontology annotation, biological process: positive regulation of transcription by RNA polymerase II. Gene Ontology annotation, cellular component: nucleus.
AUGCGACGAGUCAAAAAGUCACGCAACGGCUGCGCGCGAUGCAAAAGCAAGAGGGUCAGUGCUUCCCCGGAUCCGACCGAUCCAUCUAACUCGUCACAGGUCAAAUGCGGAGAAGAGAAACCGCAUUGCAGCCGUUGUACUCGCUUAGGUGUUCGAUGUCCCGGCUAUGUCCAGUCUCUACGCUGGGUCACCAAGCAUGAGCAGCCCAGUCCCGACGCAUCUGAUGGGAAACCUAUGAGUCCGGGUGCCGAGAGAACUCCGCUACAACUAAGUGAUCCGAUAGAGGAUGUGCUGCCGCUAGAUGACGAUGUGCUGCCGCUAGAUGACGCUAAUGCUCAUCCAUCACAUAAUAAUGAGCCUCAAGGGUUCGGGUUAGAUGAUGGUUCGAAUGCCCUUGAUAACCUGUGGGAUUUGAGGGGCAAUGCCUCACUGCCAGAACUGGCCGAUCUAUGUCCGCCGUCUCCUUUACCGGGGACGGGCUUCUUGCAGCGAAAUUCGCCAUUUGACUUUGCGUCUGGAGACACAGCGGUGGAUCUGUCUCGGUUCUUGUCUUUGAUUGGCCCCAAUGGGGAGGAAGAACAGCAUAGCAGCGUGUAUCAAGACUUUUCGCCUUCGGCCAUCGUGCGCAGUUACCCUCCCAAAUCUCAGCGAGCUCCUCCGCGAGACUUUAUGUCCAUCUCGCGUCCGUUAAACAAUCCUUCGUGGACACUCAUUGAAUACUAUUUCAAGGAGGUCGCUGCAUUGUUCUCCAGCUACGACAGCCAAAUGAAUCCAUUCCGCACCACCGUUUCUCGUCUAUGGGGCUCAUCACUCGCCAUGUGCCGUACAAUGCAAAGUAUGGCAGCUGCAACGCUGGUCAAUGAUUUCCCGCAAUUUGGCCCUAUGGGUCGGAAGAUGCGAGACGAGGCUGUCGACAUCAUUACCCGCGAGGCAGUCAUGGACGACAAGUCCCUGCUUGCACUUCUCAUGCUCGGUCAAACUGCGAGUUGGCAUGACCCAAAAGACCUAGGGAUAUCUUUCUUCAACCUACUCCGCAAGCAGCUCAACUCCAUAUCAUCCUCUUCAGAAACCCCAACCUACGGAUUCGUCAAGAGCUGUAGUAACAACUACCGCUUCUUUGAAGAAGCUCUUAUCUACUGGGAAAUGCUCCUUUCUUUCGUGGCAGACAACGAUUCCAUGGUAUUUUCCGAGUCUCGCGCCUCAUCAUCAGGCGAACAACUCGUAUUACAACGAGUACCUCAUCCGUGGACCGGCAUCGCCAAAGAUACCCAAUUCACCGUGCACGAAGUCGGCCGCCUCGUCCGACGCGAGCGCAAACGCAUCCGCUCGCGAAACUUCACCUCCCAAGAAGACAUCACCCGCGCGCAAAUGGCAAUCGAAAAAGCUCGAGAGCUAGAAAAGCGUCUCUUAGGCCUCGCACAUCCCAGUGAAGCCGAAAUAGUCAGCCCAGGAGACGACGAAACCCCCGUCUGGCACCUACUCACUAUGGCCGAAGUCUACCGUUGCACAGGUCUAAUGCAACUAUACCGAGUCUUCCCUGAUCUCCUGCGCAACCGACUUCCAACCCAAAACACAGUUUUCUCUAACACGACCUCAAAUCGCGACCCAUUCUUCCCCAUUGAUCUAGACAGCAUGAACAUGUCCACGGGGUUUUGUAAUACUAGUCCAAGCACAACCGCCAACACCCACUCAAACCACACGCAAGCCCAUGCCUCGCCAACGCUCUCUUCCCCUCCGGAUAUCUACAACCAAGCGCCAGACGACAAGACCCCAGAAACACUUUCCAGCAACUGGCUCACUGAGUUCGCCAUGACAACCAUAUCUCGCUUAAAAACCAUCCCCCUCGAAUCCCGCACCCGCUGUCUACAACCCUUCCUCCUCGUCGCCUCAUGCAGCGAACUCCGUCUUCCCCCUCAUUCUCACAGCGAAGAUGGAAGUACCAACGAUUCCACGGAAGCACCAACUGUAUCGAUGGAAGCUAUUGAAGUCUCGCAGACACGGCGCUUCAUUCUUGGGAGGUUGACUUCCUUUUUACAUGUCCUUCCGCCGAAGCCGAUUAACGUUUGUUUAAAGCUUGUUAAGGAGGUUUGGAGGAGGAUGGAUAGGGGAGAGACGGAUGCGUAUUGGAUUGAUGUUAUGAUUGAGAAGAAGUGGGAGACUACUAUGGGGUGA